AGAUUGUUGUCGACUGUAUCUUAUGGAGUUAGAUCAAAAACUUCACUUCCAUACCUAUCGUUUAUUUGUCCACAAGAAUCAAUCACCAUGAGCUCCUCGGCCAGUAUGGAUUCUGAUCGGAGUGACCAAUACUCGAUUUACGUCGGAACUUGGAUUAAUUGGUCUCGUGGGCAGAUCAUGGGUUCUACGCUGACUCUUACCCGACGAGAUGCCGAUCUACUAAUCGCAUUCACGGCUGUGUUGAUUUCUUUCGUCGCAACUCGCGUGUGGAAAAUUAUUUGCUUCUUCCUACACCGAGCCUAUUCGAAAUCUACUCCUCAGGAUGUCGUCUAUCAUCAACAACAGGCAAUAUUACGUAACUCAUCCUCACCCGAAAAUGCUCUUUAUUUACUACUUAAACUCUUGUGGUCUGGAAAUUUUGCGAAAAGACGCCUCCGCCCGGUACUGACUAUUCUCGUUGCUACUCUUUGUGUAUCCACUUUUACGGUUGCCGGAGGUUUCUCGUCACAAAUUUCGACCGCUGUUGGGAGUGAAGUAUUACUGAAAGGGACCAAUUGCGGAUAUAUCAAUUCUUCCUAUAUGUUUGAAGAUUUAGACAUGACCUUUACUGCUAAGGCCUAUAGGGCCGAGAAGUCUAACAACGCCGCCAACUACGCCCAACAGUGUUAUUCAACUGAUGCGGCGGCAGGGUAUCUUGACUGCAAUCGUUUUAUUACGAAAAAGCUCCCUAUGGAAAAUGAUCUAAACGCGUCAUGCCCUUUUGAUAAGUCUAUAUGCCGGAACGGCUCCGCCAACCUGCGCCUCGACACGGGUUACAUCGACACUCACGCCCAUCUAGGUAUCAAUUUACCUACUGAUCGAAGAGUCCAGUGGAGACAUGUUACUCAUUGUGCGCCCCUUGUAACAGAGCGAUACACAACUCAGGCAGUUAUGUCUGAUGGUAACUUUACCUUAUAUCAUUAUGGAAACGUCACCCAACCAGACGGAGUGAAAGACUUUAUCUACAGGGCCAAAUCAAUAAAAGAACAGUACGCAUCUAUGAUGUCUACCGACGAUCUAGUAUCAUACGCAGAUUACCGUGUAGAAAACGACGCCGACUUGAGUCUGAUUUUCCUGUCUGGAAAUGGGGUUAUAUAUGUCGAGCCGUCAACUGAUGAAUGGUACCGCGUGUCAAAAACUCCAACUUCAAUCUCAUACGCGGAAGCCACCAACGCAGACUCAUUUCCGGCUUAUUUGCCCUCGGAACCGGCAUCUGUAAUGGGUUGUGUUGACCAAUAUCAGUUCUGCAGGCCGGAUGCGAAAGGCGGUCGACAGUGCGGCUCAUUGGCAAGCAUACGGGACGCAAUUAUGAGUGCUGCCCCCUUCUUCGAGACUAGCUUUGAUAAUAUCGUGGAUCGCGUCUUCGAGACAGAACUGGGAACUCUUUUCCAAUAUUUUCUCAAUCCUGUAAUAAAUACCGACUAUGUGAUCGUAGGGGCUUUAGAGCAACUAGGAUCAAAAGGACUUACUUCUUAUCGGAAACUGUAUAAUGGUUACCAAGGACCAUUAGCACCGGAUCAAUGGAAAUACGACGUGAUGAAUUUAUUUAACAUAUCAAUGGCAUCAGCUCAAGCUUUAUAUGUUAAUACGGCAUUUGGUCCAACUGAUCCUACCGUUCUACGGCUUUACGCAGACUAUGACACGCCGUAUUCGCAAAAAAUAUGUAAUAGCCAGAAAAUUCGAAGUACAGCAUAUGGGUCGUUUAGUCUAUUUGGGCUUUUUUUCACCCUCGUCCUAGGCUUACUUUUAACAUUGAUCUCAUAUCUCCUAGAACCCAUAUACUCGAUUCUAUACAAGAAGAAAGGGUAUAACAAGUAUUCCUACGUAGAAUGGACUACAAACGGGACGCUACAACUCCAGAGACUCGCACAUGAAGAGAUCGGCAUGGGUACUUGGUCGAAUUGUUUAGAUUCUAUUCCUGUCACAAAGGCGGGCGAGUUACUAGGCUCCCUAGACCUUGCAGACCCGAAGCAUCCGGCUCUCAGUUCGGCACAUGAAGAUGCACAUCGUGAAUCACAUGGUUCAGAUGUAACCCAAGAUUCUAACGAUACUUUGGAUGAAGUUCAAGGAUCAGAUGAUACUGCGGACCAAGCUCACGAACCCGUUGAGACACCACAACAAGUACCGGACCCCAAUGAGGCACAUACACUAGGAGCUAGUAACGAAAUUAUUGAAUCCGAAACUGGAGGAAACGCCCUGCCAUCGACACGGGAUCAUAUCUUGGACGAGGACGCCAUCAAUGCGGGUGAUGGGGUGGUCUCAGAAAAUAUAACCCCUAUCCAGAUACCCACCGCUUCAUCUCAAGUCUCAGACAACAAUCCCCUUAACAAUGAGAAAUAAAACAACCAGAAUUCUCCUAACUAUGUCAAUUAGAUUGAGGCACUCUCCGUUUUAAUAAAGUCGACGAAAUGCGCAAGACGUUUUUAGCUACGUCAAGAUGGCCAUGUUCUCGCACGAGCAACCAGCAUGAUUGAGGGGUUUUAAAUCGAUUUAGUUUCUCAAACACUACUUUGGGAUGAAAAGGGGCCUAAAGGAUGUG
Messenger RNA from Annulohypoxylon maeteangense, 2578 nucleotides. RefSeq lists its product as uncharacterized. NCBI's taxonomy places the organism in Eukaryota, Fungi, Ascomycota, Sordariomycetes, Xylariales, Hypoxylaceae. The transcript is spliced from 3 exons. Bases 88 to 2379 code for a protein of 763 amino acids. The record is from RefSeq and is a predicted model, not a curated record.